AUGUUCACCCGCUGCCGCCCAAUUCUGCCACAGAUGGCAGCCAGAAACGAUCACCUGCUCAGCUUGCUCCUCGCAUACUCAGGCAAGUCAUUCCCUGCCCAUCGAGCCAGGCUUCUGGGCCAAAAGGAGCCGCAGAUGAGGAUCGCCCUCUGGGUCCAAGACAUCUUCCCGGUGCUCCGACAAGCUCUCGGCGACAGGGAGCAGAUCAUCUCAAACACAAGUCUGGCGACGGCCGUCAUGCUGGCCUCGCUCGAGAUCAUCUCCCCGACGGCGUUCGGCUACGACAUCCCCUGGCAGCGACACCUCAACCUAGCCCGGGACCUGAUGUGGAGGCGGCUGGCCGACCUGCGCAAGACAGCGCGUGGGUUGGAAGAGGACCGCAUCUGCGCAUUCUUGUGGAGCUGGUUCGCUUACCUGGACGUACUGGGGAGUCUGAGCGGCGGAAUGCCCGACGAGCCCUCGUCAAGGUUCCGGCUGCUCGAGUACAUAACCCACGACACUGGUGACGAAAUGUACGAAAUCGACUGCAUCAUGGGGUUCACGACUCGAUGCGUCCAGAUCCUGGCGCAGAUCGCUGAGCUGGCCCGUGUCUGCGACGAGCAACGGCUCGGCCCGGGCGGACCCCCGCCGUCCGCCUGGACGCCAGGCCCGGUCUUUGUGCAACGGGCGCACCAGCUCGAGCAGGAGCUGAUGGACAGCAUGUCGCAGCCGUCACCGCUGUGCAAACACAUCCAAAGCGUCGAGGGCAAGGACCGGCAGGAGAUGGUGCUCAUGAACGAGGCCUUCCACUGGGCCGGGCUCGUCCACCUGCGCAGGCGCGUUCUCGGAAAGCCACCGGGGCACGAGGGCGUCCAGGGCCCGGUGAAGAGGAUCGUCGCGUGCCUGGAGUGCAUCCGGCCCGGCGGGUCCGCGGAGACGGGGUUCUUAUUCCCGAUGUUCACGGCCGGGUGCAAUGCCCUGGACGAGGGCCAGCGGGGCAAGAUAUUAGAGAGGUUCAGGAGCGUGGAGAGCAACGGCAUGACGCAGGUACACAAGGCGAGGGAGCUGAUGGAACAUGUCUGGGUAUCGGGGCAAGCGUGGGAGCCUCUACUGUGCACGGAGUUUGUAGGCUGA
Colletotrichum higginsianum IMI 349063 is the source of this 1113-nucleotide messenger RNA. RefSeq names its product C6 zinc finger protein. Gene Ontology annotation, molecular function: DNA-binding transcription factor activity; transcription cis-regulatory region binding. Gene Ontology annotation, biological process: positive regulation of transcription by RNA polymerase II. Gene Ontology annotation, cellular component: nucleus. The coding region runs from base 1 to 1113 and encodes 370 amino acids. The transcript is spliced from 4 exons. Lineage: Eukaryota; Fungi; Ascomycota; Sordariomycetes; Glomerellales; Glomerellaceae. The record is from RefSeq and is a predicted model, not a curated record.